Molecule: messenger RNA, 840 nt
Organism: Candidozyma pseudohaemuli
Lineage: Eukaryota; Fungi; Ascomycota; Pichiomycetes; Serinales; Metschnikowiaceae
Exons: 2
Coding region: 1-840 (279 amino acids)
Source: RefSeq, a predicted model, not a curated record
AUGGUCGGUUACCAGGAUGCCUCCUACUUUGUCCAAAACCAGGUGAAGCAAAUCGUGAUGCAAGGGGCGUCCAGGGAGACGGUGUGCUCGGAAUUGAAUGACCUUCCUCAUAAUAGCAUAACCUACAAGAUGGACGUGUCAAAUGAGAGUGGGAUGCUGGAUUACGAGAUGACAGCUAUACUUCGUGAAUUUGGCUGGCAGAACUAUAGGGAGGCGAAGCUUAGGUGGAAGGAGCUACGACCAGACGAUUUAGAGGCUUUCGAGAGACUCUCCUUAGAGCAUCCCGAAAAGCCUGAUCCAGAGACGCUUUCUGACAAUGAGAGGCCAAAUAUUAAAGAGGAACUCAAAAAAACCGCUGAAGAUGCGAUUGUAAAUGCGCUCAUCGGCAACGCAAGGAUCAUUGGCUCUAAGGUCCACUUCCUGGGAGCGUUGGAAAGAAGUUGUAUCAAAUUGAUCUAUACCAGGUUGAGCGGAGAGGAAGCCAAUGAUGACUUUACUCCAGAAAUUGAUCAAGUCAUAGAGACUCUUGUUCAGCUUCUACUUGACCAAAAAUUCGUCGACCCCCAGGAUGAGUCCAGACAUUUCCUGUUGACCAAGAGCAUCAAGCCUGAAAACUUCCUAUGGAUGGUUGUUCUCCAUAAAAGACCAUUUUCUCCCAAGCACUUCUUUAAAGAUUUCUUUUUGCAACCGGCGGAUACUGUCACUCUGUGGGAAGAGUUACCUCACCAAGAUGAUACAACGGAGUUUUGUUAUUCCAACGUCCAGAUCGACCUUGUUCUGGGAAAGAUUCCUCCGAAAAGAGGAACAGUGGAGAUUACAGAGACCAACAAAUCUUUCUAG